Messenger RNA from Umbelopsis ramanniana AG, 327 nucleotides. RefSeq lists its product as uncharacterized. Bases 1 to 327 code for a protein of 108 amino acids. Gene Ontology annotation, molecular function: fatty-acyl-CoA binding. Gene Ontology annotation, biological process: fatty acid metabolic process. The record is from RefSeq and is a predicted model, not a curated record. The transcript has 3 exons. Lineage: Eukaryota; Fungi; Mucoromycota; Umbelopsidomycetes; Umbelopsidales; Umbelopsidaceae.
AUGCCUGAUCGAUCACGCCAUCCCUCUCAUCAUGAGGCGUUGAUUAGCAGCAAAUACGAGAAGGCCUUAUCUAUAGUGCAACAGCUAACAGCAUCGUCCGGAAUCCAGCCUUCACGGGAACAAAAGCUCCAGCUUUAUGCUUGCUAUAAGCAAGUCAACGGCGAUGUGAAUACGCCUAGACCAGGACUUUUUGAUGUCAUUGGCAGGGCAAAGUGGGAUUCAUGGAGAAGUUUAGCCGGUACCAAGCCGCUAGCAGCCAAAGAGAAGUAUGUCAACAUUUUACUUCAGGUUGCAUCCGAGGUAAGUGUCGAAAACUGUUUGAAUUAG